Guyanagaster necrorhizus is the source of this 2026-nucleotide messenger RNA. RefSeq lists its product as uncharacterized. NCBI's taxonomy places the organism in Eukaryota, Fungi, Basidiomycota, Agaricomycetes, Agaricales, Physalacriaceae. Gene Ontology annotation, biological process: protein folding in endoplasmic reticulum. The coding region runs from base 55 to 2010 and encodes 651 amino acids. The transcript has 4 exons. The record is from RefSeq and is a predicted model, not a curated record. Gene Ontology annotation, cellular component: cytoplasm; membrane.
AGACACUGUCGACGUUGACGUGGACGUAGAUUUUCCUGCCUCUGGGCGCUGCCAAUGGCGAUGGUCAAUCUUCCGAAGGCUUUGAUAAUCUUGGCGCUGGCGUCGCCGGUCUUCACAGCGUCGCCGACGUCCUUCAACGAUCCUUUUCGCGCCAUUUCCGCGGCCGUAGCUCGCGAGUCCCCACCUGUAUGCUGUCUCAUUCCCCUCGAGCCCACGGAUACAGAUGCUUUACUUUCCUUUGAGGAGUGGAAGGAGAAGCAGGCCGAGCUACAGAAGAAGGCGGGGAAAGAGAAUGACGGGAAUCAGUCAGGCAAUAUCUCCGGCGCGGCAAAUAUUCAUUUUACUGGGCAAUCUGACACCACUGGUAGCGAUGGUCAGACCGUAUCAUCGUCGUCUUCGCAUGAUUCUACGGACGAGUCGAUAUCACCUCAUUUCCAAGUUCCGUUAACAGACAGAUUCAAUUAUGCGGCCCUCGAUUGCUCUGCACGGGUCCACGUCGCUCAUCGUUCAGCAAGGUCGAUGUCUUCUAUAUUAUCGUCCAAACGUGAUAGGUACAUGCUGAGCCCAUGUAUGUCUAAAGACAAGCAGUUCAUGGUCGUGGAAUUAUGCGAUGACAUUCGAAUCGACACAGUACAGUUGGCCAACUUUGAAUUCUUCAGUGGGGUCUUUAAGGACUUUACUGUCAGUGUGGCAAAGACAUACACAGUACGCGAAGAAGGCUGGACCAUAGCAGGGACUUACAGAGCCAAGAAUGUUCGGGGUGUACAGUCCUUUCAUCCACCUACGUCGCUUCACGACUUUUACAGGUACAUACGGAUAGAGUUUCACUCCCACUACGGCAACGAGUACUACUGCCCCAUCUCCUUGCUCCGAGUUUACGGACUUACUCAUCUUGAACAAUGGAAGUGGGACGUAUGGGAAGCGGAAUAUCGCGCCAAACAUGAGGAAAUUCGGUCUCUUUCCGCUUCGGUUGUUGACGAACCCGAGCCUGUCCAGAUUUCAACAACGAAUAUUGCUCAACAGACCAUUGACCUUGGUUCCAUCCCGGAAAGCCCUCACUCCUCUCUGACAUUCGGUCCUGCUACUUCCGAAUCCACAACACAAUUUACCAGCACACAAUUUACAGCACCGGCGACAGAGAAUGACUCGUUCUCGGGGCACCACGAAUCCUCCCACGAAGGUGACACGUAUUCUACAGACCUGCAUAUUGCCCAACUUUCUUCUUCGACUGUUCAUCACCCAGCAAGUACACCGCUCAGCGAUUCUGUCCCGGUCUCAGAGCGGUCUUCUGUUGAUGUGAACUCGUCCUCGAACACCAGCGGACAUUCAUCUUCGUCGGCCGCCUCUUCCUCUCCAUCCGCCACAAUCAUCGCGGCUUCUGGUUCAAUUAACCAGCCUGUUCCACCUCCGAUACCUCCCACUACUGGGGGUGAAUCUAUAUAUCGUACCAUCAUGAAUCGUCUUACGGCGUUGGAAGGAAACCAUACCUUAUAUGUUCGCUACAUCGAGGAACAGACCACUGGAGUAAGAGAGAUGCUAAGAAGGCUGGGUGAAGAUGUUGGACGCCUAGACGGUCUCGGCAAAGCUCAAGCUCAAAUGUAUCAGAAAAGCCUUCGUGAAUGGGAUAAACAACGACUUCGAAUCGAAAUGGAUUAUAGGGAACUGGCAAAUAGAGUUGACUACCUUUCCAACGAGAUUAUUCUUGAAAAGCGUCUAGGCAUAGCUCAACUCUGCCUUUUACUCGCCGUCCUAGUUUUCAUGGGACUCACUCGUGGAUCCAGAUCUGAAUCUAUAGCGGAACAUGGCCCGCUGAUGUUCAGACGAAGCAUGAGAGAAUGGGGCCGUCGACAUCUAAGCUUUAGCGGCGAUUGGUUCAUCAGAAGGAGUAGCAGCACUCCCGCACAAAUCGAAAUGUCUCCCCGACCUGGCAGCUUUGCAGACAAUGGUCAGUCUAGAAACUGUUUCUGGCAAACAAUCAACCUGACGUUGGACAUUAGAUGCAAAGAUUGAAUUCCCAACAUCUUCA